AUGUCUGCGGGACAAACGCUGAGGGUUUUGGUGACUGCACGACUCAGUGCGGCUGCGGAGGAGAUAUUUGCGCUGUUUGAAAGAACGAUAGCGGAAUAUGAGGAGGAACUGCGGCUGUGCAAAGAGAAGCAGAGGAGACAGGAGCAGCUGGAGACUCUGAGGCCGAGAGUGAUGCUGCUCAGAGCGGAUGCCCAGAGUCCCUCCCGGAGUCCAGGCCUUGAUCUGGACCAGAAAAUCCCAGAAACUCCACAGAUUAAAGAGGAGCCAGAAGAACAGAGCAUCAAACAGGAGCAAGAGCAGCUGCCAGAGCCUGUCCCAGAGUCCAAUGCUCUGUAUUUGAAGACAGAAGAGCCGUCACUGAUUCAACAAACUGAGCUCAGAGAAGAAACACAGGGAGAAGACUUCAGUACAGAGACAUAUUUCCUGUCGGAUACAGAGGAAGAUAUGGGAAACUUUUCUGACUUUAACCAUGUUGAAAACCACAUGGAUUCAUUCAGCUGUUCAGCUGCACAGAUGGAGGCAGAGGCUGUCGUAGACCACUACCACCAAGUCCAGAUCAGAACCAGAGAAACCACUACUCAAAACUGUGGCACACACUUGUAUUUGGAUAAUAGACCAGAAACCAGUGCAUCUGUGAACACUGGACACAUGAGAGGAACAGUCCGAGGAGCUCAGGGGAAGGGGUUCCAGUGUCCAUUUUGUGAAAAGGUCAUGAAGAAUAGAGCUUUGGUGACUGCACGGCUCACGGCGGCUGCGGAGGAGAUAUUUGCGCUGUUUGAAAGAACGAUAGCGGAAUAUGAGGAGGAACUGCGGCUGUGCAAAGAGAAGCAGAGGAGACAGGAGCAGCUGGAGACUCUGAGGCCGAGAGUGAUGCUGCCCAGAGCGGAUGCCCAUAUGCCCUCCCGAAGUCCAGGCAUCAGUCUGAACCAGCAAAUCCCAGAGACCCCACAGAUUAAAGAGGAGCCAGAGGAACGGAGCAUCAAACAGGAGGGAAAGCAGCAGCCAGAGCCUGUCCCAGAGUCCAAUGCUGCUUGUUGGAAGACGGAAGAGUCGUCACUGCUUCAACAAACUGAACACGGAGAAGAAACACAGGGAGAAGACUUCAGCACAGACACAUUUUUCUUACCUCAGACGGAGGGAAACUUUUCUGACUUUAACCAAGUUGAAAACCACAUGGAUUCAUUCAGCUGUUCAGCUUCACAGAUGGAGACAGAGGCUGACGGAGACCACUACCACCAAGUCCAGCUCAGAGCCAGAGAAACCACUGCUCAAAACUACGGCCCACUCUUUUCUUGUUCCAAACUGUUUGUUAAAAUGUCUGUGGGACCAACACUGAGAGCUUUGGUGACUGCACGGCUCACGGCGGCUGCAGAGGACAUAUUUGCGCUGUUUGAAAGAACGAUAGCGGAAUAUGAGGAGGAACUGCGGCUGUGCAAAGAGAAGCAGAGGAGACAGGAGCAGCUGGAGACUCUGAGGCCGAGAGUGAUGCUGCUCAGAGCGGAGGACCAGUUGCAUCCUCCGAGUCCAGUUCUCUGUCUUGACAAGGAAAUCCAAGAGACUCCACAGAUAAAAGAGGAGCCAGAGGAGCGGAGCAUCAGCAGGAACAAACAGGAGGAAAAGCAGCUGCCAGAGCCUGUUCCAGAGUCCAGCGCUGCCAGUAUGAAGGCAGAAGAGUCGUCACUGCUUCAACAAACUGAGCUCAGAGAAGAAACACAGGGAGAAGACUUCAGCACAGACACAUUUUUCCUGCCUCAGGAGGAGGAAAGCUUUUCUGACUUUAACCAAGUUGAAAACCACAUGGAUUCAUUCAGCUGUUCAGCUGCCCAGAUUAAGUCAGAGGAUGACGAAGACCACUACCACCAAGUCCAGCUCAGAGCCAGAGAAACCACUUCUCAAAACUACAGUUCAAACUUGUAUUUGGAUAAUGGACCAGAAACCAGUGCAUCUGUAAACACUGGAUACUUCAGAGGAACAGGCCCAGGAUCUCGGGGGAGGGGGUUUCAGUGUCCUUAUUGUGAAAAGGUGAUGAAGAAUAGUGCGGCUGCGGAGGAGAUAUUUGCGCUGUUUGAAAGAACAAUAGCGGAAUAUGAGAAGGAACUGCGGCUGUGCAAAGAGAAGCAGAGGAGACAGGAGCAGCUGGAGACUCUGAGGCCGAGAGUGAUGCUGCUCAGAGCGGAUGCCCAAACGUCCUCCCAGAGUCCAGGCCCCGGUCUAAACCAGGAAAUCCAAGAGACCCCACAGAUUAAAGAGGAGCCAGAAGAACAGAGCAUAAUAUGGGAGCAGCUGCCAGAGCCUGUCCCAGAGUCCAGUGCUGCUUGUUGGAAGACCGAGGAUUCGUCACUGCUUCAACAAACUGAACUCGGAGAAGAAACACAGGGAGAAGACUUCAGCACAGACACAUUUUUCUUGCCUCAGACGGAGGGAAACUUUUCCGACUUUAACAAUGUUGAAAACCACAUGGCUUCAUUCAGCUGUUCAGCUGCACAGAUGGAGACAGAGGCUGACGGAGACCACUACCACCAAGUCCAGCUCAGAGCCAGAGAAACCACUGCUCAAAACGGAUUCCAGUGUCCUUAUUGUGAUAAGUUUGUUAUAAUGUUUGCGGGACCAACACUGAGAGCUUUGGUGACUGCGCGGCUCACGGCGGCUGCGGAGGAGAUAUUUGCGCUGUUUGAAAGAACGAUAGCGGAAUAUGAGGAGGAACUGCGGCUGUGCAAAGAGAAGCAGAGGAGACAGGAGCAGCUGGAGACUCUGAGGCCGAGAGUGAUGCUGCUCAGAGCGGAUGCCCAGAUGCCCUACCAGAGUCCAGGAAUCAGUCUGAACAAGAAAUCCACAGAGACUCAGAUUAAAGAGGAGCCAGAGGAACAGCACAUCAAACCGGAAGAAGAGCAGCUACCAGUGCAUGUUCCAGAGUCCAGUGCUGUGAGUGUGAAGACAGAAGAGUCAUCACUGCUUCAACAAACUGAGCUCAGAGAAGAAACACAAGAAGAAAACAUCACAGAUUUCAGCGCAGACAAUGAUCAGUUUGUUAAAAUGUCUGCGGGACCAACACUGAGAGCUUUGGUGACUGCACGGCUCAGUGCGGCUGCGGAGGAGAUAUUUGCGCUGUUUGAAAGAACGAUAGCGGAAUAUGAGGAGGAACUGCGGCUGUGCAAAGAGAAGCAGAGGAGACAGGAGCAGCUGGAGACUCUGAGGCCGAGAGUGAUGCUGCUCAGAGCGGAUCGAAACAUGGCCAAACGAAGUACGGAGAGUUCAGAGUCAGAAGAAUUCAAUGAACCAGACUUGGAGUUUUCAUCAGAAUGGUUGCCAUUCGAAUUUGUAAGCAGCAGAGAGUCGCCCCCUGACGCACAUGGUUACACGCCAAGCAGAAGCAGAUCAGCCUCUACAUCGAGCAGUGAUUCUGGCAGUGUGACUCUUACACAUAAACGUGUGAAGAAGAGGAAAAAGGAAGCAGCUGCAAAGAGUAACGAUGGCGACUGGCAUGCCCAGAUUCCCCCACAGACUCCAGGCUCCGGUCUGAACAAGAAAAUCCCAGAGACUCCACAGGUUAAAGAGGAGCAGAGCAUCAAACGGGAGGAGCAGCUGCCAGAGUAUGUAAAGGUUCAAAUGAAGAUUGAAUAA
This is a messenger RNA of Knipowitschia caucasica, 3621 nucleotides long. NCBI's taxonomy places the organism in Eukaryota, Metazoa, Chordata, Actinopteri, Gobiiformes, Gobiidae. The record is from the annotation of a GenBank genome assembly.